GUUAUUCUCUGUCGCAUCUCCUCUCCUUCUCCGUGGUCUCCUAUUUUGCUCCAACAUGGCUCCCGCAGUUAUCAUCGGCAAUACGUCCGACUUCGACAUGCCAAAUGCCACUGCAACAACAGCACCCAAACCCUCCGCUCAACGAACGCUUCUUCUUGCGCCACCAUCUGUAGCUGCCCACCCAGAGACUCUUUCCCAAGUGGCCGAAGCAUACGAUCGCAAUGCCACCGAUAUCCAAAUGUUGGACCGCCUCGCAAUGGGCUUGGUCGCACUGCCAACCGCCACCUACGACAUGGUUCUUCUUCUUACAGACGUAGAUGGCUCGAGGCGGGAAACUUCACGGCUGCUUGAUCGCACGGCUAUGGAAAGGCUAGUCUCGUCCAUGAAGGCAGGUGCGAGGCUUAGGGCACAGGAUGGCAGCUUUGCAAAUGCACCUGGAGCAGAGCAGACCGAGGCCAUUCUUGCUGGAUUAGUCAAGGGAGAUGGUGAUGGCAUGGUGAAGCCUGCGAGUUCGGCAUCGCAAACUGUCACUUUGAGUUUCGGGAAGAAGAAGGCGAAUGCUGCGGCUGUACCGUUGAACGGCGUUGAGGCUGUAAACACCGCGAAGAGGAAGAACGAUGAAAUGACGGGUGAAGGCUCGCUGGCGACGGCAAACGGUAGCAGCAUCAUGAGGAGUACGCCGGCUGGUGUGGGCUUUAUUGACAAUACUGAUGACUUUGGCAACGAUUACGAUGACGAUGAUGACGAUAUGGAGUUUCCCAGCCACGAGGAGCUGGAGAGCGCGGGACAGAUCGACCCGGAUACGUUGUUGACGGAAGAGGAUAGGAAGAGGCCUGUCAUUAUUCCGGAGGCAUGCAAACCCAACAGCAAGCGGCGGCGAGCCUGCAAGGACUGCACCUGCGGCUUGGCACAACGACUCGAGGCCGAGGACAAGGCGAAGCGUUCGAAUGCCGACGCGAGUCUGGCGAAGCUCUCCGCGAACGAUCUCACCGAGGUCGACUUCACCGUCCAAGGCAAGGUGGGCUCGUGCGGGAACUGCGCGUUGGGAGACGCGUUCCGGUGCGAUGGUUGCCCGUAUAUUGGGCUGCCGGCGUUUAAGCCUGGCGAGGAGGUGCGGUUGCUCAAUAAUGAUGUCCAGCUGUAAUGAUGUAAAGGAAUGGCUGGUAGCGCGAUUUGUACAGUAGUAGAGUAGGUGCUGUCACCAGCUGCACUGAGAUACCGAAGCCUGGUUGUACGUUACACUUACGGUUCAACGUUGCCUGUGGGUAGAGUCCGCUGUAGCUUCGUCUCCUAGAGUCCGCUGUAGCUUCGUCCC
Messenger RNA from Baudoinia panamericana UAMH 10762, 1315 nucleotides. RefSeq lists its product as uncharacterized. Gene Ontology annotation, molecular function: iron-sulfur cluster binding. Gene Ontology annotation, biological process: iron-sulfur cluster assembly. NCBI's taxonomy places the organism in Eukaryota, Fungi, Ascomycota, Dothideomycetes, Mycosphaerellales, Teratosphaeriaceae. The transcript has 2 exons. The record is from RefSeq and is a predicted model, not a curated record. Gene Ontology annotation, cellular component: cytoplasm. Bases 56 to 1144 code for a protein of 362 amino acids.